This is a messenger RNA of Anarrhichthys ocellatus (wolf-eel), 1862 nucleotides long. RefSeq names its product wingless-type MMTV integration site family, member 3A (gene wnt3a). The transcript has 4 exons. Gene Ontology annotation, biological process: cell fate commitment; canonical Wnt signaling pathway; multicellular organism development. The record is from RefSeq and is a predicted model, not a curated record. The coding region runs from base 28 to 1086 and encodes 352 amino acids. Gene Ontology annotation, cellular component: extracellular region. Gene Ontology annotation, molecular function: cytokine activity; frizzled binding. Lineage: Eukaryota; Metazoa; Chordata; Actinopteri; Perciformes; Anarhichadidae.
UGGAGAAGUUUUAGCGAAACUUUAAGGAUGAUAUACCUUGGAUGUUUCCUGUUGCUCUGUGGGCUUACGCAUGUCAUGGCAAGUUAUCCCAUCUGGUGGUCACUAGCAGUGGGCCACCAGUACUCAUCACUGGGCACUCAACCCAUCCUCUGUGGCAGCAUCCCGGGUCUGGUGCCCAAACAGCUGCGUUUCUGCCGGAACUAUGUGGAAAUCAUGCCCAGUGUGGCCGAGGGGGUGAAGAUUGGCAUCCAGGAGUGCCAGCACCAGUUCAGAGGGAGACGCUGGAACUGCACCACGGUCAAUGACAAUUUGGCCAUUUUUGGGCCAGUGUUAGAUAAAGCCACUCGAGAGUCAGCAUUUGUUCAUGCUAUUGCCUCGGCGGGAGUGGCAUUUGCAGUGACCCGUGCCUGCGCUGAGGGUUCAGCCACCAUCUGCGGUUGUGACACACGCCACAAGGGCCCCCCUGGUGAGGGAUGGAAGUGGGGUGGCUGCAGCGAGGAUGUGGAGUUUGGGAGCAUGGUGUCCCGAGAGUUUGCUGAUGCGAGGGAGAAUCGCCCUGAUGCACGCUCAGCGAUGAACCGCCAUAACAAUGAGGCAGGAAGAAUGUCCCUCAACGACAACAUGUUCCUCAAAUGUAAGUGCCAUGGGUUGUCGGGCAGCUGCGAGGUCAAGACAUGCUGGUGGUCUCAGCCUGACUUCCGAGUAAUUGGCGACUACAUGAAGGAUAAAUAUGACAGUGCAUCAGAGAUGGUGGUAGAGAAACAUAAGGAGUCCCGCGGAUGGGUGGAGACUCUGAGACCUAAGUACAACUACUUCAAACCACCCACAGAGCGCGACCUGGUUUACUAUGAAAGCUCACCCAAUUUCUGUGACCCCAAUCCUGAAACCGGCUCCUUUGGAACCCGCGAUCGCAUCUGCAACCUGACAUCCCACGGCAUAGACGGGUGUGACCUCCUCUGUUGCGGCAGAGGACACAACACCAGGACUGAGAAGAGAAAGGAGAAGUGUCACUGUAUCUUCCACUGGUGCUGCUACGUCAGCUGUCAGGAGUGUGUGAGAGACUACGAUGUGCACACCUGCAAAUAAAGACAUCUGGUUUUCGCCUUUUCCACCAAAAUUUUAAGACUUUUAUUAGGCAGAAGAACGAAUACAGCAACUCAUCUACAAGACAUGAGAGACUGUAAAGCUGUCCGACCUGUCCAUGGACCCUUGAUCACAGUCCAUGGACUCCAUGGACUGUGAUCAAGGGUUGAGUAGAUGUUGACAUCACAAAGCUUCAUCCAUAUGAGCCGUGCAGAUGGUGAUGAUGACAACAAUGUUGAUAUCUGUAGUGAUGACGAAAGAGUUUUUUGACGUAGGAAAGUACAGUCGGCUAAUUGACAAACACCAUAUUGGUGAUAUUUUUUUGUUUUCUGUGUUUUAAGUAGUUAGUUUUGUUGAGAAUAGUCCAGCACUGCCAAUGAUUUCAAGUCUACGGGGCAAAUAGUGAAAGUGUCACAUUUUCUUCAAUGUGUAAUCAUAACUUGGUUUUGUCACAAAAAGUGACAACAUUUAUGAGCAAUUUACAAGAUUAGACACUCAACAGCACGCAUUCUCAUCCUCAACAUUUUAAGUUUGUAUGUGUAUAUCUGAAAACUAACAUCGUUGUGUGACUGAGUUUCUUUAUAGUGUUAAUAUGUUACUUAUGUUUGGGUAAGAAUGCACUUGCACCUGAGUGAAUGUAGUUAUUAUGCUGCAAUGUGUUUACAUGUUCUCAAAUUCUUAAGCUAACGAGUUAAUAUCUGCUUUAAAUGACUAAUUUUAUCUCGAGAGUAGACAUGAGCCACAUCAACUGAAAAUCGGCAAAACAAUAUACACAUCCU